GAUCAUAUUGUUGUAACGUUCAUUGUUGUUGUUGGAACAUUCAGCCAUAGCGCACCUGAGCAAGGCUCUCUGUCGAUUUAUGAGGAGCUUUGAUUUUAAUAGUUCGAUUUUAAAUGAGUGAUAAAAGCGACAGUAAUAAUGACAAAAGCAAAAAUCGCAGUGUGGUGUAUGUUUACAGUCCGGAAUACAUCCAGACAUGUGACUCGCUUUCUAAAGUGCCAAACCGGGCGAGUAUGGUGCAUUCAUUGAUUGAGGCGUAUGGCUUACUGAAAUACAUGAGGGUGGUAAAGCCACAUAUGGCUUCAAUAGAGGAGAUGGCCGUGUUUCACACAGACUCUUACUUGCAGCACCUGCACAAGAUCAGUCAGGACGGGGACAAUGAUGACCCUCAGUCUGUUGACUUUGGACUGGGUUAUGACUGUCCGGUGGUGGAAGGUAUUUUUGAUUAUGCGGCCUCCGUUGGAGGAGCCACUCUGACUGCUGCCCAGAAUCUGCUGGAUGGAAAGUGUGAUGUGGCCAUCAACUGGGCCGGAGGGUGGCAUCACGCCAAGAAGGAUGAGGCAUCUGGGUUCUGUUAUGUGAAUGACGCUGUUCUUGGAAUCCUCAAACUGCGGGAGAAGUAUGAGAGGGUUCUCUAUGUGGAUGUGGACCUUCACCAUGGCGAUGGUGUGGAGGACGCUUUCAGCUUCACCUCUAAAGUCAUGACAGUGUCUCUGCACAAGUUCUCUCCUGGCUUCUUCCCAGGCACAGGUGAUGUGACUGACACUGGGCUGGGUAAAGGACGCUGGUACGCUGUUAACGUCCCCUUUGAGGAUGGCAUACGUGAUGAUCGGUACUGCCAGACCUUCACCAGUGUGAUGCAGGAAGUAAAAGCUCUAUUUAACCCUGAAGCAGUUGUGAUGCAACUAGGAGCAGACACAAUGGCGGGUGACCCCAUGUGCUCCUUCAAUAUGACUCCCGUUGGAGUUGGAAAGUGUCUAAACUAUAUACUGGACUGGGAGUUACCCACUCUGCUGCUAGGAGGAGGCGGCUAUAACCUUGCCAAUACUGCCCGCUGCUGGACCUACCUAACGGGGACCGUCCUAGGACAGACUCUGUCUUCUGAGAUCCCAGACCAUGAGUACUUCACUGAAUACGGCCCAGAUUAUUCCCUAGAGAUCAGCCCGAGCUGCCGACCAGACCGCAACGAGAGCCAGCAUCUGGAGCGGGUCAUCAGCACCAUCAAAGCUGUCUCUCUAGCCUCUUCAAGAACUUUGCGUCCCACCCCCCACGAGUGACCAGGGAGACCUUUAAACAAACCGCAGUUGUCCCCUGUGACUGGCUGUCCUCAGCUGUAGAAAAGAGAAACAUGUCUGUUUGAUGUUCCCAGUCGUCAGUAAACAAAUAAGCAAAGCAUUCUUAGGAACUUGAAGCUGAAGUCUCAGGAGAGAAGCUGGGAUGAGAAUGAGAACAGCCUAAACUAGGAACAUUUGCACACAUGUACGUGCAGGACACGCACUUAUCCAAACUAAUCCAAACUUUCCUUGACAAAGUGUCUGGUUAAUCCCUUUGUUCACUCAAGGUUUUGUUCUUUGUUCUUCCUACAAGUACAAGUUAUCACUGUGUUUUAGUGCAUUUUUAUUGUGCUGAACUCUCUCUCUGUGUGUGUGCGCGCAUGCGUGUAUUCGUGUUUAUUCGAGGUUUCAGUAAACUCUUGCCUUUUCACCUUCUUCAUGGACAAAAGUCUUAAGACUCAAAACAUGUUUCAAAGCUAUGUUGAGAACAUUUCAAAUGCCCCUUGGAUGUAAUAAAAUAGUUUUUUCCUCUUGAGCUCAUUCAAACAUCUGUGUGAAUGGGUAAAAAUCUGGCAGGGAAAAGGGAAAAGCUGUGUUCAGAAUUUUAAUACAUUGGCAUUGUUUGUGAAUAAGAAGAAAUGUAAUUUAGAGAAGCCAAAAAGAAAAAAAGAAGAUAUUUUGAAGAAUGUUUCAACCGUGAAAGCCAAAGGGGUUAAAGUCAACUUUGGACCCAGUGAUUUUCAUAGUCUUCUUUUUUGAUCGUGGAUAAACGAUGCUAGAAUUUUGAAUGUUCAUUUUCGAUGAACUAUCCUUUUAAAGGAAUAAGUGUCCCUCUCGUGUUUAUGAGAGAGACGAGAGUGACGGUUUGUGUUCUUAUCACCUCACUCCUCAUGGGAUGAAGCUGACCUGUUUAAACCACCCUUGACUUGUGUUCAACCCAUGGGUUUUAAUGUGUCAGUACUCCUAGCCACAUCUGCUCCACCUUAGCUUCAGUCUAUGUGGUGUUUUAACUGACUAAACAUUUCUUAUUGAUCUUAUCUCUCCGGCUCCUGCUCUGGCUAACAUCUUCUCCACUUUUCUCUUCUUGACAAAAGGCAUCAGAUCUAAAGGUCUACCUAAAGGUCCUUCAGAGGUCACCACCACCUCACCGUAAGAGAAGCAAGUACAGUCUGACACCUUCAGAUCAGCUUAGUUAGAAUCACACUUGGUUAGAACCCCAUUUGUUGCUUUACGCAUUAGCCCCCUUUCACAAAUACAGUCUAAAAUACCAUUUAGAGAUCAUGUGUGAAAUGGACAUUUUCACAAAUACUGGUGAAUCAGUUCUGUAAAUUUUCCGUGAUAAAAAGUUAAUUAAUGGUAUGAUGCUAUGGAUGAGGAAAGAUUACUGGGACAAGAUCAGAACGCACUGAUGUAAGAGAUUUGCAAAGAUGUCAAGCUCUGUUGGAGCUGUUUACAGUAAGCUCCACUGCUUUUAAUUAUUUUUCUGUGUAAACAUGCACUGAACGGACUUCUGACCAUUGCACCACGUCUCGCACUGAAGACCCUGUCUUAUUUUUCAUUCAUCAGCGAUGCAGGUCUGCAGUUAUAUUUUUCAUACUGUAGCAAUAACAAUAACAACUGUAUUAUAACUACAAUAUUUUGAAUCUUGUUUUUUUAAGAGCAAAUUUGCAUU
Molecule: messenger RNA, 2946 nt
Organism: Pimephales promelas (fathead minnow)
Lineage: Eukaryota; Metazoa; Chordata; Actinopteri; Cypriniformes; Leuciscidae
Gene: hdac8
Product: histone deacetylase 8
Biological process (GO): heterochromatin formation
Molecular function (GO): histone deacetylase activity
Source: RefSeq, a predicted model, not a curated record